Molecule: messenger RNA, 336 nt
Organism: Dentiscutata erythropus
Lineage: Eukaryota; Fungi; Glomeromycota; Glomeromycetes; Diversisporales; Gigasporaceae
Source: the annotation of a GenBank genome assembly
AUGCAACUUCAAAUGCUAAUAGAUGAACGUAAAAAAAAUAAUGCAGACUUUCAUGAAAUGUCUACAAGUCAAAAAACAUUAUUUUGGGACAGUGUUGCAACAAAAAUUAAUUUCGAAUAUGGUACAUUUUUUAGAGAACAAAAUUGCAAAGAGAAAUUUAAAUUGUUAGUCAAAGAGUAUAAGAAUAUGGCUGCAAAUUCAAGUGAAAAUGAAUCGCCUUCAUAUGUAACAAAUAAUGAAGUUUAUCAAACUUCUUCUGCUCCAACCUAUCACGAUAGUAAUAGUAAUAAUGAUGAAACUAGUAAUAGUACAUUAGCAAAUAGUGAAGAAAAUUAG